UCCUUAAGAGUUGUUACUGCGCGCUUCUUGCUAGCCUAACCCACCGCUGGUUGUUAUUUUCUUCAACAAGAUGGCUGUCGUUCCUGAGAGCAGAGUCCUCACUUUCAGCGUUUUUAAAUGGAGCUCUUACUCCUCUACAUAUUUACCAGAGAAUAUCUUAGUGGACAAACCUAAUGAUCAGUCUUCAAGAUGGUCUUCUGAGAGCAACUACCCUCCACAGUUUUUAAUCUUAAAAUUGGAAAGGCCGGCCAUUGUUCAGAGCAUCACCUUUGGGAAGUAUGAGAAGACUCAUGUCUGCAACCUGAAGAAGUUUAAAGUGUUUGGUGGGAUGAGUGAAGAAAACAUGACAGAGCUUUUGUCCAGUGGCCUUAAGAAUGACUACAACAAGGAAACUUUCACCUUAAAGCACAAGAUUGACGAGCAGAUGUUUCCCUGCAGAUUUGUUAAAAUAGUGCCUCUGAUGUCUUGGGGUCCUAGUUUUAAUUUCAGCAUCUGGUACAUUGAGCUACAUGGUAUAGAAGAUCCUGAUGUGGUGCAGCCCUGCCUUAACUGGUACAGCAAGUACAGAGAACAGGAAGCCAUCCGCCUUUGCCUCAAGCACUUCCGACAACAUAACUACACAGAGGCGUUUGAGUCGCUGCAGAAGAAGACUCGGAUAGCGCUGGAGCACCCGAUGCUCACCCACCUGCAUGACCGGCUGGUGCUGCAAGGAGACUUUGACGCCUGUGAGGAGCUCAUUGACAAAGCUGUGAGAGACGGUUUAUUUAACCAGUAUAUCAGCCAGCAGGAGUACAAGCCCAGGUGGAGUCAGAUCAUCCCCAAAUGCAACAAAGGUACAAGCGCCCAAGAAAUCAACAGAGAAGACAUGAACAGUGACGGCGAUGACAAUAGGCCGGGUAUGAGGGGAGGACAUCAAAUGGUCAUUGACGUCCAGACUGAGACUGUUUACCUGUUUGGGGGCUGGGACGGCACACAGGACCUGGCUGACUUCUGGGCUUACAGUGUUCAGGAGAACCAGUGGGCCUGCAUCUCCAGAGACACAGAGAAAGAGAGUGGUCCGAGUGCUCGUUCAUGCCACAAGAUGUGUAUCGACUCCCAGCGACGUCAGAUCUACACGCUGGGCCGCUACCUGGAUUCCAGUGUCAGGAACAGCAAGUCUCUGAAGAGUGACUUCUACCGCUAUGACAUUGAUGCCAACACCUGGACACUACUCAGCGAGGACACGUCAGCAGACGGAGGGCCAAAGUUGGUAUUUGACCACCAGAUGUGCAUGGACUCAGAGAAACACAUGAUCUACACGUUUGGUGGUCGGAUCCUGACAUGUAACGGCAGCGUGGAAGACAGUCGGACAUCAGAGCCUCAGUUCAGCGGCUUGUAUGCCUACCACUGCCAGGCAGGAACGUGGAGCCUCUUGCGGGAAGACUCUUGUAACGCUGGGCCAGAGGACGUCCAGUCACGCAUUGGCCACUGCAUGCUCUUCCACACUAGAAACCGCUGUCUGUACGUGUUUGGAGGUCAGAGGUCAAAGACUUACCUCAAUGAUUUCUUCAGCUACGAUGUGGACGGAGACCAUGUAGAAAUCAUAUCUGAUGGCACGAAGAAGGACUCAGGCAUGGUGCCAAUGACGGGCUUCACCCAGAGAGCCACCAUCGACCCCGAGCUCAAUGAGAUCCACGUCCUGUCAGGCCUCAGCAAAGAUAAGGACAAACGUGAAGAGAACGUCCGCAACUCCUUCUGGAUCUACGACAUUGCCCGCAACAACUGGUCAUGUGUGUAUAAGAAUGAUCAGGCAGUGAAAGAAAACCCAAGCAAGGCUCUGCAGGAGGAGGAGCCGUGUCCACGCUUCGCACACCAGCUGGUCUACGAUGAGAUGCACAAGGUGCACUACCUGUUUGGUGGAAACCCUGGGAAGUCUUGUUCUCCUAAGAUGCGCCUGGACGACUUCUGGUCCCUCAAACUGUGUCGGCCCUCUAAGGAGUACCUGCUCCGCCACUGCAGAUACCUUAUCAGGAAAUACAGGUUUGAGGAGAAAGCACAAUCAGAGCCACUGAGUGCAUUAAAAUACCUGCAGAAUGACCUUUCACUGACGGUGGACCACACAGACCCCGAUGAGACCAAAGAGUUCCAGCUUCUGCCCUCGGCUCUCUUCAAGUCCAGCUCUGACUUCAUCCCUCUGGGUUUCUCCGAUGUAGACCAGACGUACGCUCAGCGGACACAGCUCUUCGACACACUUGUCAACUUCUUCCCAGACAGCAUGACACCGCCCAAGGGCAACCUGGUAGACCUAAUCAUGCUCUAGCCCCCACCCCGCCACCUCACCCACAGGACUGACUGCACAUCUAUUCAUCCAUGCGCCUGAUGGGAUGGAGGAGACCGAGACCAGCUAUUUUUCUACUCCUGAACCCCGCUGGUGGGAGCUCCUGCUGUCACAGUCUGCAUUACACUGUGCUAUUUGGAUAUGAGUGAAACUCCACGACCUGAGGUGUAUGUGUUUUUCUUUUCCCAAGAUAUCUCGUUAGUUUUUUGGGGGUUUUUUCUUCUUGCUGAUAAAGUUCUUGGAGUGUUCAAAGCCCUUCUAAACUCUAAACAUUUGCUUGUUUUUCAUCUUCACUCAAUUUCCCCUCCCCCUGAAAAGUUAAGGCCAAAAAAAACAGGAUGUGUCUUUUCCUCAUUGAAUUUUCCUUUUGUUUUUUUAAAAGUUGGAUUUGUGCUUUGUACCCACACAAACGCCCACAGUCAACCACAGGCGUCUAUCCACGUUUGGAGCAAAACAGAUGAUGAGAUUACGUCUGUUCAGCCCAAUUGUGAAAGUUCAGUUCAGAUUCACUGGUUGUUAAUUUAUUUGAAGACAGGACUGUAUGACCAUGACACAGGAAACUGCUUCACUCCUUACAGCUACAGGCUCUUCUGUCUGUUCUUUUGGUAACCUUUCAGCACCUCCUGCACAAUUUCAUUUAAACUGUCAAUUUGAUGAUGUGGUUGGCUUGCUUUUCUGCCGUGGAUGCCCCUAAUUAUGUCCCUGACUGUCUUGCAGAGACAAAGCCAAUUUAAUAGUGCUGUAGUAACAAUAGAGGAGUGAUCCUAUGAGAUUAAGUUUAAUACAUAUCUACCUGUUUUAUAUUGGUUUGGGUUGUUAUCCCUGUAAAACUGGCUGGUAAAGUUGAAUUUACUCCAGGAAACAGAAGGUGAAGUUCCACUGUUUUCCUUAAUGGACUUAAUUCCAAGUGGUAAGAUGGUGUACAAAAUAUGUAAAUAUACAUAUACAGGACAUUUUUGGAUUGUGCUGGAUCAUGUUCUUUCUUGUUUUGCUUUAUCAAAAAGUCAGGGUCCACAUUCAGUAACGUUCUGGCUCUACAUUUAAUACUCACUAUUACUUAUUGGGAAUAAUUUCAAACAAUUUUUAUGUGUGUGUGAAUGAAGUGCUGGUGCCAGUAUUCCAAUUUGACAAUUAGAGUAAGAAAAGGCAUGUUGUAUCACUGUGUGUUGACAGGAUGAUCACUUAGUGUGGGUGAAUUAAUGGUUGAAAACUGGUUAAAGGGAAACUCUAACUUUUAACUUGGACCUAUUUUCCUAUGUUUUUGUUUCUAAGUGUCUCAUGGGAACAACAAAUUUUAAAAUUGGUCCAGUAUUGAGUGAGCGCGCUGCAGCCAGCAGUGGUGAAACAGGCUACAAUGUAACCACUCGUGGCAGGUGCGCCUCAUCAGUUUACAUACACUAAAAGUGCUUGCUUUUGCCAUUGACAGAUUUAGACUGUUAUCAUAAGUGUCUGACAACAUUACACAAAGGAUCCUACAGAAAAAUUAAAUGUUUUUCUGCACCUUUCAUUUGUUCCAGUCUGUUUUGUGUCCAAGACUCACUGACAAAGAAGUCUCAUUCUGAAAUCUCUUGAGAGGUGAAUUGUUGCAGGCUAACAAAUAGGGUUGCAGCGAUAUACCAGUUUCAAGGUACACCGUGAAAUAAAAAAUGAUGUUUAUUAUUACAUUUGCUUAUCUACGAUAUUGAAAAGAAAAUGCAACUGGACAGAUAAUCUCCCUUUUAUUUUAGUUAUUUUCUAAGGGGAGACUUUUUACACAUAAUUCCAAUAACAAAAUGUUGUCAAGUUUCAGUUAUAGUAAUAAAACAUUUGUUCAACCAACAAUAGCCCUUCUGUUUUCAUUUGUUUAAGGGUCACUCUGACUGAUAAUAUAAAUUCAGUAAUACUAUGAUACCGUGAAACUACAAUAUUUUCUUAGUUAUUGUACUGUGAAAACCUUUUCAUCCCUACUCCCCAUAUUUCAACCCUACUACCAAAGAGGUCUUGUUCUAAAAUCCUACAAGAGGUGACUUGUUGCAGGCUAACAAAAGAAGUCUGGUUCUAAUGUCUUAUGAGAGGUGACUUUUUGCAAGCUAGCUAAGAAGUCCCGUUGUAAAAUCUUGGGAGAGGCGAGUUGUUGCAGGCUAACAAAGAAGUCCAGUUCUACAAUCUUAUGAGAGGUGACUUGUUGCAAGCUGCCAAAGUCUCUUUCUGAAAUCUUAUGAGAGGUGAUUUGUUGCUGGAAAGAAACGGUGGAAACUUCAGUGAAAAUUGAAAAGAGGAGUGCAGGUAAUAGUGUGUUGUGUUGGAGAAAAGAAAGUGUACCUUACUCUUAUCUAAAAGAUUUUCAGUGUCAUGGCUGAAACCUGAAGCUGAAGCUGACUUCCACUAUGUGAAAAAGUCUGCAAGAUUUCAGUACGAGACUUCUUAAGCAAAAUGUGAACACAAAACAGCAAAACAAACAAAAGGUACAGGAAACCAUUGAAUUUUUCUUUAGGGUCUUUUCUGCAAUGUUGUCAGUCACUUCUGAUAGCAAUCUGAGUCUGUCAGUGACAAAAACAAGCACUUUUGAUGGAUGUAAAUUGACAACGCACGCCUGCCCUCAGUGGUUACAAUGCAGCCUGUUUCUCUGCUGCGGCUGCAGGGCUCUCUCUCAAUACUGGACCAAUUUAAAAAAAAAAUUGACCCACAAGUCACUUGGCCACAAAAACAUUGGAAAAUAGAGCUUGGGUUGAAAACCACUUAAGUUUCCCUUUAAGCAGAAGCAGCCAAGCCUCUACAUAAUCAGUUAAAACUAUGUCAUGUACAAACUGUCUGGUGUUAUGGCACAUGGCCACUCACCAACAAAAUGAUCAUCAUUCAAAGGCUUAUUUAUUAUUCAUGAUAAUGACAACAUGAUACUUGAUUCACUGAUAUAGGAGCUGCUACUGUGUGUGCAAGGAAACUGUAGAAAGUUCCUACCAGCACAGUAAUUUCGAUGUCUCUCACAGUUAAAGGAAAAACUCCUGUCAUGUCAAAUAUAGGUUGUAACAUUGCUAAACAGAAAAACAAAAAAACAAAAUUUCAGGCGAAGAAAAGUAUGCUGUCAAGUUUAAAGUAAGUUUUCUUAUGUAUGAAUUACCAGAAGUGGUAAGGGUGGUGUUUGUGUUUCCCAGCAGACAGGUGAGCUCAUUUCAGAUACUGCUCAGAUCUUCAAAAGGAGGUUGAAAGUGAGACUCAGCUACAAAAGAGUAAGACAAGGACACUUUAGAGGGUCCUAAGUCUGACUGCAGGACUGCCUCUAGCUCAUAGAUGCGCGGUGUGCUUCUUAGCUGAAGUUUAAAAAAAUUUCACUCUGCUGUCACCAAAUCAUUAUUGAGGUCCAUCUUCACUUUUGCUGAUUGUCAGUUUCCUUGUCUAUUGUCCUCAGUGACUCACAGUAAGACGCUAACAAUUUUUUCACUUAAAAUGUUAUCAAUAACAUCCCAUCAACAAGAGCCAGUGUUCACUGUUUAGGUAAAACUUAAAUUAUUGUCUCUCCUAAUCCUACAUUUAAACUGUCAUACAGAACAACACUACAUAGCCUGUCAUCCCAAGGCGGCUGCUAUGACUGUUAUCCCCAAUCUGUACAUCAUCAGGGUAUAAUUUACAGGAGCAGAACUUUUUCUGUCUAUGAGCUUUAAGAACACUAAAGGCAAAAGACAUCAACAGGAGGGCUGAACUGGCCUAAAAGCUGGUGUGUUAGAUGUGUAAAUUGAUUGUGAAUUUAAAGAUCCUGUUGAACACUAUUUAAAAUUGAGGGUCACACGUGGAAUCAGAGUGAAAUGUAGUGUUUGAUUUAUAGAAGCUAACUGAUAUUUAAAGAUCAGACAUGAGCCAGUUAACCUGCGAGUCUCUCUUUAAUGGCAUUUUAUAGACAUUUAUUGCACUUGUUUUGAAAUUGAAGGACCAUUCUGUUGUUUUGCAAGUCAUUAAAAGUCAUGCACUGUUAAGUUAAAGCAAGCCUGUUGUAACAAGGAAAGCUUGCUAACAUUAGCCAUCAUUAGCUUCUGCUCAUACCUGAACACGAAGACUGUGUUGUAGUGAACAAGAGUGAGUUGCUUUUGUAUUCAGUUUUUCAUUUGGAAGAGGAGGAAUGCAAAUCACUUGUAACUUAAAACAAUAAUGCCACUUGUACAAAAACCAAAGCAGACAUGAUGUUCACUGUGAUGAGUUCCCUAUGUCACUAGUGAAAAUGGGUUUUUUAUAUUGUGCUGAAGUGAACUUAAACCAACUGCAGUAUGCUUUGAAAAAUGGUUGGCAGUAAUGUUGAUGUUGAUGUUAAUGAGAUUUAGCUGAUCAAUAGGUUGACACUCCUCUCAUGUCUGUACACUAAAUAUGAGGUCACCACUAGCAGCCAGCCAGCAUUGCUUAACACGAAGACUGUAAACAGAGGGAAAUUUAAUGUGGUUCUGUCACAAAGUAACAGAAUCUGUCUAUUGUCUCCUCUAACGCCAUGUGGACACGGGAUGUGGAAGCGCGCAGAUAUGUCAAUUGACAUGCAAGCAGUACGGAGCAGUCGCCUGGCCAUUGACACCACAAGUGUAUUUCUUCUCAUGGCCCAGCAAGCGAUUCUGCUCUGCUCUGUUGUAAUUACAUGUAGAGCUCUGUGUGUGUGUGUGUGUGUGUGUGUAUGCUUGAGUAUCUUCUUGUCUUGCUCGCUCUCUGUUUACAUACAACUGACACAAAUGUAAACAAGUAAGGAUGGAAUGCAUAUUUUAGAAUUCAUAAGAUUCAGAUAAUUUUUAUCAUCUAUAACCUUUAUAUUGUUUAUGAUAUAUUAUUAAUGUGCUUUCUUGCCAGAUUUGCUUACAGAAAAAAACAGACCAGACGCUGAAACUAUGGCUGCAUGUUGCAAUCCUGGUGUAGCGCAGGGCAUCCUAGGUGAAUGGCUCAAAUGAUUAACAUGAGUGUCAAGGGAUGCGGACAGUGCUCCACAAAAAAAUCACUGUGCUUUGCAGCACUUCCAGUGUGAACUCGGUGUAAAGCUCACUAAUACAUUGUAGUCUCUGUUGGUUGCUUGGCAUCCUCAAAUUGACAACAGGACUUCAGGAAGUGACUGCCCCUGGCCAGCAUAUAGUCCAGUACAUAAACUCCUGUAAACCCACUAACUUAACAAUUAUAAAGCUUUAGAAGAGCCACUAGUGGGAUAUACCUAUCUUUUCGACUCUAUGCUAAGUUAAGCUAACCAACUGCUGGAACUAGCUUCAUAUUUAGCAUACACAGGCAUGAAUCCAGUGUCAAUCUUUUCAUCUGAUUCUCAGGAAUGUUGACCAGAACGUCCAACUAUUCCUGUAAGGCUACAUGAUUUGUAGCAAGUGGACUGAGAUUUGUAGAAGCAAAAUAAACAAUGGUAUGGUCCUUCAAGUGUCAGACAUGAGUUUCAUACCUCCUACAAAUGCUGUCUGAAUGGAAGAGUUUGAUGCUUUAUAUUGAAUGCACUUACUGUGGAAUCUGUUUCUGGUGAAUUCAGCCGAGAUGCCUCACUUCCUAACUUGCUUUCAAACUCAUAAUGUGUGUAUUUAUACAACACAGAGAACUUAACAUAGUGCACUGUGGUUUAAAAUGUGAAACGCUCUCAGGGUGUUGUUUACUGUGAUUGCGGGUGCUCUUAUCUACUGUACCUAUCAUCACUGUAAAGAAUCUGGCUAGUGUGUUUUACUGGCACUCGAACUGAGUAGUUGUUUCAGACAGGUAAGGGAGUGACAGAGGAGGUUUGGGGAGUGACAGAAGCAGUCUGGGGAGUGACAAACAGUUGGAGAGUGUCAGAAGCAGUUUGGAGAGUGACAGAGGUAGUUGAGGAGUGUGAGAAGCAGUCUGGGGAGUGACAGAAAUGGUUGGGGAGUGAGAGAAGCAGUUUGGGGAGUAACAGAAGCAUCCUGCUGCUCAGGUGAGAGUGGAAAACCUGUAAUUCCCCAUGAUAGAAAUGUUGCUUGAUAGUCCUGCUAAUAUUUGGUCAUUUCUGUGUGUAAAUGUUCUGUUAGAGGAGGAAAGAGGAGGCGUGUGCAUUAUAUACCACUUCAUGUAUGUUUUUCUGCUGCUCUAAUACCCACUGAAUGAAAACAAAUUAGUGAUUAAGAAAAACAAAAAAGACACCAGAUUAUAAAAGAAAAUGAAAAUGCUUUGUGAGGGAUUGUUUCUGAUACUUUGGCAACAUUUAUGACUCUAGGCUUGCUGUAGCAUUUUUUAUUUUGUGCCGGAAGAAAGCUUUUGAAAAAGACUAAUUGAAAGCACCUUUGUUAAAAAAAAAAAUCAAACACAAUGCCAAAUACUGCUUUUCUUUUUGCUGUUUUAGGGUAAAUAUCCUCCAUACAACAAUGUUUUAUGGAUGGAUUGUUAGUGUUAUUAAUUUUGUCUCUUUUUUUCCUCCCAUCUGGUCCUUUUCUCGACCCCUGGGUGGGACUCAGGAGUUGUAAGGCUGGUACUCUCAGAUCAAUGAGCACUACUCUGUGGAUACAGUGAAUGUGUAGAAAGCCUUGUAGUAUUGCAUUGUAUGUAAUGUAUAUAAUGAAUAAAGAUUGUAUUUUGUUCAGGUUUUCUUAA
This is a messenger RNA of Epinephelus fuscoguttatus (brown-marbled grouper), 8854 nucleotides long. It is a transcript of the gene mkln1, whose product is annotated as muskelin 1, intracellular mediator containing kelch motifs. Gene Ontology annotation, molecular function: protein binding. The record is from RefSeq and is a predicted model, not a curated record. NCBI's taxonomy places the organism in Eukaryota, Metazoa, Chordata, Actinopteri, Perciformes, Serranidae. The coding region runs from base 71 to 2299 and encodes 742 amino acids. Gene Ontology annotation, cellular component: cytoplasm. The transcript is spliced from 18 exons.